AUGAGCUCGCUAAGCUACUUCACCCCGGCCCGAGAGGAAGAGCUGCUGUGGUCGGGGAACGCAGGAGCAGCCACCGGACCUCAACCCAGCACCCUCGGAGGAGAGGAGGCGAGAGAGAGGAGGGGAAGAGCAGGGGAGCACGUCCAGGCUAGCAGGCAGCAGGUCAGCACCACCAGUACUACCACGGAGCUGGAGGGGCUGAGGCUGCUGCGUUGUGCCCAGGAAGGUGACCUGUCUGGGGUGAGAGGCCUGCUGUCCCGGGGGGUGGAUGUCAACUUCCAGGACAGCUGGUGGUGGACAGGUCUGAUGUGUGCAGCUGCGGCAGGGCAGCGGGGUGUCGUUAGGCUCCUCCUCCAGCAGGGGGCGGCGUGGGUGGGCGUGGUGGACACGCAGGGCCGGGACGCCAGGGAGCUGGCUAGGAGGGCGGGGCAUAGCGGGGUCCUAGAGGAACUGGACUUCGGGUCUCCGUAUGACCAUGAGACGGGUGACCGCGACCGGCGUGGGAGACAGAGGGGUGAACCCAACCACCAGGACCAGAGUUCUCCCCCAGCAACAGCAGCAGACCAGAGCCAUCAGAACCAGUCAAUCCAGACCCAGUGGUGUCCAGUCUGCAGUGUCCACUACACCUGUCCUCCAGAGACGCACCUCUCCUCCACCCUCCACCUGUUCUCUCUCUCCCGCCCUGCCCCCCCUCCCCACUACUGCCUCCCCCCCUCCACCCCCGCCUACCAGAUGAUGCUGCGCUCUGGAUGGACCCCUGGGGGGGGGCUUGGGCCCGAGGGGGAGGGUCACAAACAGCCGGUCCGGACCGUCCUGAAGAGAGACAGCAGAGGCCUGGGGUACGGACCCACGCCCCGACCCAAGGUCACACACUUCCAACCUAAGGACCCGCAGGCAGUCAGACGGACGGGGAAGGAGGGGCGGGGGGAGAGGGGGAGGAGGGGGAUGAAGGAGCAGAGCAAGAGGGAGGAGAAGGACAGGAACUGGGAGAGGGACUUCCGCUCUUCGUUUAACACCUUUGACCCCUGACCUCUAAACUCUGAUGUCAUCACCUGUUGUAGUCAGUGUCUCUCUGUAGUGUACACUCUGCUCUCUCUCUCUCUCUCUCUCUCUCUCUCUCUCUCUCUCUCUCUGUAGU
Messenger RNA from Coregonus clupeaformis (lake whitefish), 1138 nucleotides. Its product is annotated as G patch domain and ankyrin repeat-containing protein 1. NCBI's taxonomy places the organism in Eukaryota, Metazoa, Chordata, Actinopteri, Salmoniformes, Salmonidae. The record is from RefSeq and is a predicted model, not a curated record. Gene Ontology annotation, molecular function: nucleic acid binding; protein binding.